AUGGAAAGUCUCCGCAAAAAACAAGAAAUGAUAUUAACACGACAUAUCCACAAGAAGGGCAUGGCCCUGACUGUGCCAAAGCAUAAAUCUCUUGCUCCAGAGAAUCCUAUUGAAUGCACUGAUUUGGGUGAUGCAUUUACUCAGAGAUCUGCAUUGACUCAACAUUUGUUAAUUCACCUCAGGAGGAAACGUUACAUCAGCAAACAGUGUCGAAAAUCACUUAGUGAACAAUCAUCCCUUACUCGACAUAACCAAAUUCGCACACAAGGCAAAUUAUAUAAAUGUCAUGUGUGUGGGAAAGCCUUUAGUAAUUGCUUUUGCCUUAGGAGACAUAAGAUGAUUCACACUGGAGAGAAACCAUUUAAAUGCCAUCUUUGUGGGAAAGGCUUUGUGCAAAGCUCUGACCUUAGAAACCACAACCAAACACACACAGGGGAGCGGCCAUAUGAAUGCCACGUGUGUGGGAAAGCUUUUCGUCAGAAUUCAUCCUACCUUAGAAAACACGAGAGAAUUCAUUCUGGAGAGAAAUGUUUCCAAUGUCAUGAAUGUAAGAAAACGUUUAGUCAGAGCUCUGGCCUUAGCCAGCACAAGAGAAUCCACACUGGAGAUAAACCACAUGUGUGUCUUCUGUGUGGGAAAGCCUUCAUUCAAGGUUCAGAACUCAGAAGUGGCCUGUGCCAGGCUGUCGAGGUGGAGUGA
Prionailurus viverrinus (fishing cat) is the source of this 699-nucleotide messenger RNA. Its product is annotated as zinc finger protein 705A-like. Bases 1 to 699 code for a protein of 232 amino acids. NCBI's taxonomy places the organism in Eukaryota, Metazoa, Chordata, Mammalia, Carnivora, Felidae. Gene Ontology annotation, molecular function: DNA-binding transcription factor activity, RNA polymerase II-specific; RNA polymerase II cis-regulatory region sequence-specific DNA binding. Gene Ontology annotation, biological process: regulation of transcription by RNA polymerase II. The record is from RefSeq and is a predicted model, not a curated record. The transcript is spliced from 4 exons.